Molecule: messenger RNA, 207 nt
Organism: Puccinia graminis f. sp. tritici CRL 75-36-700-3
Lineage: Eukaryota; Fungi; Basidiomycota; Pucciniomycetes; Pucciniales; Pucciniaceae
Exons: 1
Coding region: 1-207 (68 amino acids)
Source: RefSeq, a predicted model, not a curated record
AUGUCUUGGCCUGUCAGGACAGUGGCGUUCAAUGUGGGUCUUCGCCUUACAAAUACUGCACACCGUCGGCAGGUUCAACUCGGUCGCAAAGGAUGGCCCGACAAGCAUCGCCGUGAAGAUGACGAGCUCCAAGAUGCUGGCUUUCAUAGUUUCAGUAAGAUACGAUUGGACAAGCUGGAGUCGAACUCAGGUGGUGGAUGCGACUGA